AUGUGGCAUGCUGCUAGGCAACAUGAGCGAAAGGUGAAUGCGGUUAUGGUUGAUCACAAAGCUAGAGCGGAGCGGAGAGCAAAGUACUACAAGUCGAAGCUCGUCGAUCCCUCACAGCUACUUCGCGUCACUGGGACAUCCUGCAAACUGUACCCGGACGCGCAACAAUUCUAUUAUCAUGAAAAUCAGGAUAACUUAUUGAAAUGGCAGGGGGAUGAAGAAGCGCGCAUUGACAGAUUCGAUGGACGCGGGCUUCUGGACUUUGUCCCGACUGUUAAUCCGGGCCAGCCAAUAGAACCUGCUGAAGAUGACGAACUGGUGGAAGAACUCAACUUUGAGCGGUACAGGGAUCUAGUGGAAAGUGACAGGCUAGAGAGGGUUGAAAGUUCUGUUCUGGAUCGUAUUGAUGAAGAAUGGAACGAUCUGUUGACAAAACAACGGGGAGACCCGAAGCAAGACAAGCAGCAGGGUUCUUCAUGUACCCCAUCCGCUGGCGCUUCUAUUGGAUAUACGUAUGAGGAGGGUCGAGUAGCCGAUGAGCCGCAGGAAACGCCUCUGCUCCAGCAGGAAGAUCUUUUGAGCAACAUUGAAGAAUUAGAAGAUGCCGACAUUGCUGUCCUAAAUCAGAUCGCGGAACCAUAUGGAAUUGAUGAUUACUACUAUAGGAUGCGCCUGGUUAAAAAGGAGCAGGAGGCACAUCGCGCAGAUGAGGAGGCUGGAUUGCGGCUACACAAUCAACGAAAGCGGGCUCGUGGAAAACGGCAGAGGAGCAAGGAAAGACGCACUACAACUCAUGAACCAAUAUCACGACCCGCGGUCUAUAACCGGCGAGCAAGUCCGACUUAUGCACCGUAUGCAAGCGAUAUUGCUAUUCCAGAACGCAACCGGGAACCAGAAAUUGGAGAAGGCGAAGACUCAAUCGAGUUCAUUACAGAGUUUGCCUGUGAAAGUGUCGAACCCGAGGAUAAUGGAGGAAAUCACACGCGAUCCCCCAGAUCCUAUAGUCGAUUGGAAGAUGAUUCGGAGAUUGCUUACCGUUCACCGUCAAUAGCCUCGUCAUCUUCGUCUAUUUCCGCCAGGCAGGCGGAGAACGGUAAACCACAGACGGUAGCAAAAAAGAAGCUUACCCCUCUCGAGCGGCUUAAACAAAAGGCGCAAAUGGCACUGGAAAAGCAAAGUCAGAUAUCGUUUCCAGUGUGUCUUCUUACGCAUGCUCAGGAAGCGGGAGCACUGGUGGCAUAUCAGUUUCGGGCUGAUGAAGUCAAACAGCACAAGAAGGUGGAAGAAGAGCGCCUCCAACAACUCGACCGGCAAAGCGCAUUUCGCGAAAUGAAGUCCCGCAAAGAAGGAAGUACUUCCAACCAAGCGACGUCGGUGGUCUCCACAUCCGAGAUUCGUAUACUAUCCGACACACUUUCAGGGUCAGAAGCGAUUCAGACAAGACGCGAAAGAUCUCGCUCGCCGUCUGUGAAGCGAACGCGGUCGCAAUCCUCUUCAGUUGAAGCAAGAUCGCCGUCCCGCCAUAGUCGGCAGGAUCGUCGACCGAGAUUGCGCGAGAGGGAGUCGUCGCUGUCUCGAUCAAGGCGGUAUAGUCUGUCCUCAGAAUCGCGGUCUAGGUCUAGUAGCAGCUCUAGGUCAAGGUCACGCUCACGGUGGAGGUCAAGGUCACGCUCACGAUCGAGGUCAAGGUCGCGAGCUAGAUCUCGUUACAACCGCGAGCGCAAGGUUCAUAAACGCCGUGGCUCAUCGAACAGAAGAGAUCGUAGUAGCGAGGGCCGCAAAAGGAGACGGGUAAAGAGUAGAUUUCGAUCUGGCUCCCGCCAUAGAAAACAUGUCCGCUCCAGAAGCGGCGAUGGUAGGCGGCGUAAAAGACGUGAGUCUCGUUCUCAAACUCCACCACGAGUACGGCAAAAGUAA
Molecule: messenger RNA, 1917 nt
Organism: Spizellomyces punctatus DAOM BR117
Lineage: Eukaryota; Fungi; Chytridiomycota; Chytridiomycetes; Spizellomycetales; Spizellomycetaceae
Exons: 13
Coding region: 1-1917 (638 amino acids)
Source: RefSeq, a predicted model, not a curated record